UUUAACUCUCACUACGAAACACAUCGGCAAAAAACCAUGACCCACUCACGCUCUCGGGAAACAUCCACCACCGCCGUGAACCACCGUACAAACUCCCUCAAGUCACCGGAAAAUUCAACGCUACCGAUCACCAAAACAAUCACAAAAUCUGCAGAAACUCACAGACUUUUCUCCGAAAACGACGAAAUCGCACUCCUCAAAACCCUCUCACAAUCCCCAAACAACAACGGCCUCCGUACCGGAAACUUCACCGAUGCACAGAUCGCGAAUAAGCUGAAGAAACUGAAAGAGAAGUACCACAAGUUGGCUAGAUCCAAAUCCCAAAUCAAAACUCCACACGACGGCGAGAUUUACGAAAUUGGGCGAAAGAUUUGGGGCCGAAAUGCAGCUAAGGGAAAGGAAUUAUUAGUAGUAGAAGAAGAAAAUCAUGAUGAAGAUGAAGAUGUGAAUUUGGAUGAUUUUUCGUUUUUGGUGAAUGAAAUGACAAUGGUGUUUCAGAGGAAUGAGUAUUGUAAAGAAGGGUUAAGGAAAUUGGGGAAGAAGAAACUGAUGGAGAUGAAUGAGAAAUGGAUGGAGCUGAAAUUGAAAGAAUCUGAGCUUAUGAUGAAUAAAACUCAGUUGUAUCAUGAAAAUUUGAAAGUUGUUGUUGAAGGUUCAAAGGAGUAGCCAUUAAAUUACUAGUUGAAUUGAGAGAAUUUUAGGUAGUUAGUUGAGUAAUUCACAGGUGAUGUGAACCUUCUAGAUGCUUCUAAUUCAGUCUAUAAAACCAUUGAUGAAUGCUUCAAUUUGUAGUUUGAAAUUUUAGCCAAAAUGAAUAAUAUCUUCUCCC
Solanum stenotomum is the source of this 829-nucleotide messenger RNA. RefSeq lists its product as uncharacterized. The transcript is spliced from 2 exons. The record is from RefSeq and is a predicted model, not a curated record. Lineage: Eukaryota; Viridiplantae; Streptophyta; Magnoliopsida; Solanales; Solanaceae. The coding region runs from base 37 to 666 and encodes 209 amino acids. Gene Ontology annotation, cellular component: nucleus. Gene Ontology annotation, biological process: regulation of DNA-templated transcription.